Messenger RNA from Gasterosteus aculeatus aculeatus (three-spined stickleback), 5677 nucleotides. RefSeq names its product itchy E3 ubiquitin protein ligase a (gene itcha). Gene Ontology annotation, molecular function: ubiquitin protein ligase activity; protein binding. Gene Ontology annotation, biological process: proteasome-mediated ubiquitin-dependent protein catabolic process; protein K48-linked ubiquitination; protein K29-linked ubiquitination. The record is from RefSeq and is a predicted model, not a curated record. Gene Ontology annotation, cellular component: cytoplasm. Lineage: Eukaryota; Metazoa; Chordata; Actinopteri; Perciformes; Gasterosteidae.
AAAAACUCCUACCGGAAAGCCCGACCUUGGGUAGCGCAAAGCAAGGCUCUGGUGAUGGCAGGCAGCUACCUGUCAACAACCUAGGCAACCUUAAACUGAAUUCCCCGUGGCCUUUUAUCGUCUGCUUCGGUCAGAUCCUUUCGGUGUAGGCCAACGCGGGUGCAGUGUUAUGGAUGAACCAUGAAGGCCCAAUUACAAGUCACAGUGCUUUCAGCCAAGCUGAAGGAAAACAAAAAGAACUGGUUUGGCCCCAGUCCUUAUGUUGAGGUAGCCGUGGAUGGCCAGUCAAAGAGGACUGAGAAGUGCAACAACACACACAGCCCCAAAUGGAAACAGGCCGUCACUGUAAUUGUUACUCCGGUUAGCAAGCUGAUAUUUCGUGUCUGGGGCCACCAGACUCUGAAAGCAGACAUCCUCUUGGGAAUGGCCAUACUGGAGAUCAGCGAGACCCUGAAGGGUAACGACCUAAGACUGUGUGAGGUUGUGCAGACGCUGCAGCUGUGCUCCGACAGAGACCCUCGGGAUAUUGUAGGCGACCUGUCAGUCUGUCUGGACGGCAUGCAAGUAGACCCAGAAUCCUUUGCCUCAGCAGAGAGAGAACGAGCUACUAUUCCAAAUGGAACUGCAAGACAAAAUGGAGACACUGGCAACAGGUCAAGCAGAGACACGUCCCCGUCCAGUGACUCAGAGGAGUGGGUCAUUGUACAAAAUGGUCAUCUCGCAAAUGGUACGGGUUCUCCCUCCCAAUCUCCAGGCGGCUCCAGCGCCUCGCGUCCUCCUAGACCGGCCCGCCCCCCCCCUCCUACGCCUCAGAGGCCGACGGCUUCACCGACCUCUUCAAGCAGUUCUUCUCCAAGUGAGCUGAGUGAAUGUCCAGCUUCUGAUGGUUCCUCUCAGGCGUCGGCCAGUGGAUGUUCAAAUCAGCAGGAUGACGCAGCAGUAAGAGCAGCAGCCACAUCAACAGCCGCAGCAACAAUAUCGGCAGCAACAACAACAACGACAACAGGAGCAGCAGCAGCAACAGCAACAACAUCAACGACAGCAACAACAGCAACUGCAGGUUCUUCCCAGACAGCAAGCGGCCCCAAACCAGGGACCUCCGCCUCAGCAGCGCUGGCCACAACGACUCCCAGAAUCCCCCCCAUGAGCAAUGGCCCCUUGCCACCAGGGUGGGAGCAAAGGGCGGACCAGAACGGACGGGUGUACUUUGUGGAUCACAUUGAGAAAAGGACAACCUGGGAAAGGCCCGACCCUCUGCCGUCAGGGUGGGAGCGCAGGGUGGACCCGAUGGGAAGGGUGUACUACGUCGACCACAUAACCCGAACUACUACGUGGCAGCGACCCACCCAGGAGUCGGUGCGUAACUACGAAGAGUGGCAGCACCAGCGCAGCCAGCUGCAGGGAGCCAUGCAGCAGUUUAACCAGAGGUUCAUCUACGGGCUCCAAGACCAGUUGGCUGCCACUGCCAACAAAGAGUUUGACCCGCUGGGACCACUGCCACAUGGUUGGGAGAAGAGAACUGACACCAACGGCAGAGUGUAUUUCGUCCAUCACCCGACUCGAGCGACCCAGUGGGAGGACCCCAGGACACAAGGGCUGCUGAAUGACAAGCCCCUGCCAGAGGGGUGGGAGAUGAGGUUCACGGUAGAUGGCAUUCCCUACUUUGUAGACCACAACCGGCGAACCACAACCUACAUUGACCCCCGCACAGGGAAAUCCUCACUUGAGAAUGGACCACAGAUAACCUAUGUGAGAGACUUCAAAGCCAAAGUGCAAUACUUCAGGUUCUGGUGUCAGCAAUUGUCGAUGCCUCAGCACAUUAAGAUUAACGUCUCCAGGAAAACCUUGUUUGAGGAUUCAUUUCAACAGAUCAUGAGUUUCCACCCUCAAGAUUUGAGGCGGAGACUGUGGAUCAUUUUUCCUGGAGAGGAAGGUUUGGACUACGGAGGUGUGGCAAGGGAAUGGUUCUUCCUGCUCUCUCAUGAGGUACUGAACCCCAUGUACUGUUUGUUUGAGUAUGCUGGCAAGGACAACUACUGUCUGCAGAUCAACCCUGCGUCCUACAUCAACCCUGACCACCUCAAGUACUUCAAGUUCAUCGGACGCUUCAUCGCCAUGGCCUUGUUCCAUGGAAAAUUUAUCGAUACAGGUUUCUCGCUGCCCUUCUACAAGCGAAUCCUGAACAAACCUCUGGCUCUGAAAGACCUGGAGUCCAUCGAUCCGGAGUUUUACAACUCACUCAUCUGGAUCAAGGAUAAUAACAUCGAAGAGUGCGGUCUGGAGAUGUUCUUUUCCGUUGACAAAGAGAUCCUGGGGGAGGUCACCACCCACGAGCUGAAACCAGAUGGAGGGAACGUCCAAGUAACUGAGGAAAAUAAGGAGGAAUACAUCAGGUUGGUGGCUGAGUGGAGGCUUUCCAGAGGUGUGGAGGAACAGACUCAAGCAUUCUUUGAGGGCUUCAAUGAAGUCUUGCCCCAGCAAUACCUUCAAUACUUUGACGCUAAGGAAUUGGAGGUGAUGCUUUGUGGGAUGCAGGAGAUCGACCUGGUGGACUGGCAGAGAAACGCAAUCUACAGGCACUAUGCCCGAAGCAGCAAGCAGAUCCUCUGGUUCUGGCAGUUUGUGAAGGAGAUGGACAACGAGAAGCGGAUGAGACUGCUGCAGUUUGUCACAGGAACCUGUCGCCUUCCUGUUGGAGGCUUCGCCGACCUCAUGGGAAGCAACGGCCCGCAAAAGUUCUGCAUUGAGAAGGUGGGCAAGGAGAACUGGCUUCCACGAAGCCACACAUGCUUUAAUCGUCUGGACCUGCCUCCUUACAAGAGCUACGAGCAGCUGAAGGAGAAGCUCAUGUUUGCCAUCGAGGAGACCGAAGGCUUUGGUCAGGAGUGAUGCGGCGGGAGAUGAGAUGGAGCAGAGCGGGAGGAGCCAUAUCCAUUUUAGAAUAGAGAAAUCAAUACUCCCAAUCUCCUUGCAGCCGGGAGCUGCUUUUGAACUCGAAGAUGAGCACGUAAAUCUUUAUUUUCUAUAACAUAAGCCCUAAGAACAGUUUCCAGCCGGAAGUUCAUUCUUUCAACAAGACACCUGUGAAUCCUCCUCGCUUCUGUUUCACCUCCCACCUACACCAUGAAUUCCACGCUUAUCUAGUGGAUCUCUCUCUCCCACUAUCGCAGGAUGGAGGCAGAAGAGGCGCCUUUCUCACCCUGUCAUGUCUGCACUCGCUCUACGUUGCGCAAGUGCAGUUUCUAUACGUACAUCGGUGAAUCUGUGCAGUGGUAACUUCUUCAGAGCCGCCUGGUCGGGUUUAUGCACUAGAAUUAACAAUUUUCGAGGAAAGAACCAUAUUUGUGCAUUUUGACUUAAAAAAAAAAAAAGGUUUGUAUCUAUACGCAUUACGUAACAUCAAUCGCACAUAUAUGGUCUUUUAGACUCAACUUUUAUUUUUCUUUAGUUGAAUGGACAAUGUUUUUUUUAGACCCCUGACUGACUGACCGUAGCACAUACGCAGUUUACUUAUUAACUUUGCUGAAUAUGAUCUUGUUAAUUGUAAUAAUUUCUCUUAUUUCGAUAGGUUGAUUUCUUAACUUUAUGAGUUGAAACUUUGAACUAGUUUGCACAUUAUGUGAGCAGGAAGUCGGUCGUGAUUGUUCUUAAGAGAGGUUGUAUUUUUAUGUGCAAUAGUUUUGUAGAAAGCAAUUUAGCCAAUGAUGGAGCCACACAGUGGUUUGUUUGAUCAGUUUAUAACACUUAAGUAAGUUUCAGCAUUAAUUAAUAAUUUAAAUUCUCAAUCUGACCAUUUGCAUGCUUGCAAGUGUAUUUGGUGAAGCUGGUUUGGUUGUGAUUUGAUUUGAGACCUUUGCCUUCCUAAAGUGAUCUGUGCUGUAUAUAUUAUCAGCCUGCUUGACCUUGAGGGGUCACUUCCUUCACCAGUCAGGGAGACUGAAAGGAGUGACAUCUUUUUGUUGAUAAUUCUUAGCUGUUACUAAUGAAGUGGAGUUUUAGGGUGCGUCGUGUAAAAGAAAAGGAUUUGUUGACCUAUUCCCACUGAGAGGUAGCCAAUUCUCUGGUAGACGUCCAGAGUGCAGUAUUAUUCUAGAUCAGUGAUGAAGAUACUGUUUGAUGUGUUCAGUGACUAAUGCAGUUCAUGUAAAUAUGCUUACAGAGUAGACCGUGUUCACCCCGGCCGUGGACCCCCCUUUGAGUUGCAGGGACAAGUUGGUGAUUAAGAUUUGAAUUAUUGUAAUAUAAGUGGCCCUAGUUUUAUAGGGUGUUCGGGAUGUGUACAAUAGUAUAUUAGAGUAUUUCACGUCUUUUCCCAAAAAUAGCUCCAUUAACGUUGAACAGUGUUUCCUUUUUCUAGUAUAACUUUAAGAAAAUGACUACGGAACCGAUCUACCAAAGGAUUUUAUUUAAUUAUUUUUUCUAAACUAUUUGACUUAAAAGUUGAAGUCCAAUGAGUGAGACCAGUUCUUAACAAAACGAUAACACAUUUCCCAUCAGUCGUCACUAUUAAGUUUAUGGUUGUCUUUUAUUAUAUUAGUGGGUAACACUGUGACACGGAACGGUCGCUCAGCUACUUCAAUCGUAAAUAUAAAAUCGGGAGAUGAUUUAGAUCCGUAGAGUGAUAUUUUUUAACGACUUUUAUCUUUCAAAGCAUAACGCUGUGUGUGUGUGCGUGUGUGUGUGUGUGUGAGAGAGCGGGUGUAGGCAGUGUGGUGGAAAUUAAAUUUAUAUAAUUUCUUGUUCACUGAACAAUCUUUAUUACACAUUAGGUUUACGAAUUAACCCACGAAGGAACCGUGUGGCUGUCUGUCAUUUUCUCGUGUCAAUGCAGAUACUUGAGAAGAAAGAACCCAGUCGCUCCCUUUUUCACCUGACAGGUGUACUGGCCCUCAGUCAACACCAGUUACUGCUUGCUCGAUGUUCCACACUAUCUUACAUUGAUUCCCUUACUGAGAGCAAUGAACACGCAUACAGCUCGGUAUGUACCUCCUGCUUUGCAGACUUGUGAAGAGAUUUACAAAAAGACAAAAAAAUAGGUUUGUAAUUAAUGUUUACUAUUGAAUAUUUUAACAUGUUGCAACUAACAAUUUAGCACCUUGACACUCCAAACCGGUUGAAUUAACCACUUCACUGUUUCAUCACUGCUGUGUUCCAGCUCAUGGAGCAGUUAAAUGUAUAGAAAUAUGCAAAAUCGUGUUUUAGUUGUAUUGAUUGCAUUGUAAAUUAUGUCGAUAGUGUAAUCACUGUUUUUGAAGCUCUGACUUUUUUUGAUAAGUGGAAGUCAAUGGUUGAAAACUAUUUAUUUGUAGGAUGGGUUUCAUGUAAGGACUGGAAUGAUUGUGAACAGAAAAAACGUAAUUAAAUGAUCUAAACGCUGGGCUCCUGCAGGACACUUGUGAAGCGUUAAUUAUUAUCAACGCAGCGUUUUUCACAUUUGUUCACAAUAUCCUACACACAAGCCAUUGCUGCUGUUUGUAUGUUCCUUCUAAGUAAAUACAAGACAUCAAUUAUUUUGCAUAUUGUCACAUCAGAUCAUGAAUAAUGUGCACUUCCCCAACAUGGUUCAAGGAAAUGGAAGAAGUGUGAUUAUUGCGCCUCAAUACGAGAAUGCUGCUUACACAUUAAAGUAAGAGCGAUUCAAAUCCAAGCGUGCAAUAAAACGAAGCGUAAGAGAUAA